Molecule: messenger RNA, 5874 nt
Organism: Myiozetetes cayanensis
Lineage: Eukaryota; Metazoa; Chordata; Aves; Passeriformes; Tyrannidae
Product: otoferlin-like
Biological process (GO): synaptic vesicle priming; plasma membrane organization
Cellular component (GO): presynaptic active zone membrane; synaptic vesicle membrane
Molecular function (GO): AP-2 adaptor complex binding; calcium ion binding
Source: RefSeq, a predicted model, not a curated record
GAAGGAGAAAAAACACCUCGUGCUGCCGUUCAGCAAAGGCAAAGAGAAGACCAAGGAGCACAAAGCUGGGAAAGGAGUUUUUUCAGCCAUGAAACUCGGCAAGACGCGCCCGGCGAAGGACGAGCAUCGGAAACAGGACGAACCCGCCGUCCUGGAGCCCGAGGAGCUGGACAGGAGAGCGCUGCGAUGCGGGGCGGGGCUGGAGCCCGACAGCGUGUCCCUGGCCUCUGUCACCGCUGUCACCACCAACGUGUCCAACAAGAGGUCCAAGCCUGACAUCAAGAUGGAGCCCAGCGCUGGCAGGCCCAUGGAUUACCAGGUCAGCGUCACGGUCAUCGAGGCCAGGCAGCUCGUGGGGCUCAACAUGGACCCCGUGGUGUGCGUGGAGGUGGGCGAGGAGAAGAAGUUCACGUCCAUGAAGGAGUCCACCAACUGCCCCUACUACAACGAGUACUUUGUCUUCGACUUCCACGUGCCCCCCGACGUCAUGUUCGACAAGAUCAUCAAGCUGUCCGUGAUCCACUCCAAGAACCUCCUGCGCAGCGGGACCCUCGUGGGCUCCUUCAAGAUGGACGUGGGCACCGUUUACACCCAGCCCGAGCACCAGUUCUAUCACAAGUGGGCGGCGCUGUCGGACCCCGAGGACCUCACGGCGGGGCUCAAGGGGUACCUCAAGUGCGACGUGGCCGUGGUGGGCAAGGGGGACAACAUCAAAACCCCCCACAAGGCCAACGAGACCGAGGAGGACGACAUCGAGGGGAACCUGCUGCUGCCCGAGGGGGUGCCGGCCGAGCGCCAGUGGGCCCGGUUCUACGUGCGCGUGUUCCGCGCCGAGGGGCUGCCCAGGAUGAACACCAGCAUCAUGGCCAACGUCAAGAAGGCCCUCAUCGGGGACAACAAGGACCUGGUGGACCCCUACGUGCAGGUGGUGUUUGCGGGACAGAAGGGCAAGACCUCAAUCCAGAAGAGCAGCUACGAGCCCGUGUGGAACGAGCAGAUCGUGUUCACCGAGAUGUUCCCCCCCCUGUGCAAGAGGAUCAAGGUCCAGAUCCGGGACUCGGACAAGGUCAACGACGUGGCCAUCGGGACCCACUUCAUCGACCUGAGGAAGAUCUCCAACGAGGGGGACAAGGGCUUCCUGCCCACCUUCGGCCCCGCCUGGGUGAACAUGUACGGCUCCACCCGCAACUACACCCUGAUGGACGAGCACCAGGAGCUCAACGAGGGGCUGGGCGAGGGCGUCUCGUUCCGGGCGCGGCUCCUGCUGGGGCUCUCGGUGGAGAUCCUGGACACCACCAACCCCGAGAUCAACAGCUCCACCGAGGUGCAGGUGGAGCAGGCGCCGGCCCCGCCCGAGAACUGCACCGGGAAGAUGGAGGAAUUCUUCCUCUUCGGGGCCUUCCUGGAGGCCACCAUGAUCGACAGGAGGAUCGGGGACAAGCCCAUCCACUUCGAGGUCACCAUAGGUAACUACGGCAACCAGGCGGACGGGGCGGGCAAGCCGGGCCCGAGGAGGAGGAAGGAGGGCGCGGACGGGGCCGAGGAGGAGGCGGAGCUGCUGCAGAAUUCCAGCGAGGACGAGGGCGACGAGGACGGGGAGCUGGUCUCUGUCUCUGCCUCUCCGCCCAUGAAGCCCCUGGUCACCGACAGGAACUACUUCCACCUGCCCUACCUGGAGAGGAAGCCCUGCGUGUACAUCAGGAGCUGGUGGCAGGACCAGCGGCGCCGGCUCUACAACGCCAACAUCAUGGACAAGAUCGCCGACAAGCUGGAGGAAGGACUCAACGACGUGCACGAGAUGAUCAAGACGGAGAAGCCGCACCCGGAGCGGCGGCUCCGGGGGGUCCUGGAGGAGCUCGGCGGGGGCUGCCUGCGUUUCGUGGCCCUGGCCGAGCGGGAGCAGCCGCACUCGGCGCGCACUCGGCUGGACAGGGAGAGGCUCCGCUCCUGCUCCAGGGAGCUGGAGGCGAUGGCGCAGCAGGCGCGGGCGCUGCGGCAGCAGGUGAAGAGGAACUCGGUGAAGGAGAAGCUGAAGCUGGUGCAGAACUUCCUGCACAAGCUGCGCUUCCUGGCCGACGAGCCCCAGCACAGCAUUCCCGACGUGUUCGUGUGGAUGAUGAGCAACAACAAGCGCGUGGCCUACGCCCGCAUCCCCUCCAAGGACCUGCUGCACUCCCUGGUGGACGAGGAGAUGGGCAAGGACUGCGCCAAGGUCAAGACGGUCUUCCUAAAGCUGCCCGGGAAGAGGGGCUUCGGCCCCGCCGGCUGGACCGUGCAGGCCAAGAUGGAGAUUUACCUGUGGCUGGGCCUCAACAAGCAGCGCAAGGACUUCCUGAGCGGCCUCCCCUGCGGCUUCGAGGAGAAGAAAAGCCCCCGGGGCCAAAACCUGCCCUCCUUCCCCCCCCUCAGCCUCCUCUACACCAAGAAGCAGGUGUUCCAGCUGAGGGCUCACAUGUACCAGGCCAGGAGCCUGUUCGCCGCCGACAGCAGCGGCCUCUGACCCUUCGCUCGAGUGUUCUUCAUCUCCCACAGCCAGUGCACCGAGGUGCUGAACGAGACCCUGUGCCCCACCUGGGACCAGCUGCUGGUGUUCGACAACGUGGAGCUGUUUGGGGAGGCCCAGGAGGUGAGGGACGACCCCCCCAUCAUCGUCAUCGAGAUCUACGACCAGGACACCGUGGGCAAGGCGGAUUUCAUGGGCCGCACGUUCGCCAAGCCGGUGGUGAAGAUGAGUGACGAGCGGUACAGCCCGCCCCGCUUCCCCCCCCAGCUCGAGUACUACCAGAUCUACCGCGGCAGCGCCACGGCCGGGGACCUGCUGGCUGCCUUCGAGCUGCUCCAGAUCGGCCCCGGGGGCAAGUCCGACCUGCCCCCCAUCGACGGCCCCACGGACGGGGAGCGGGGCCCCAUCCUGCCCGUGCCGCUGGGGAUCCGCCCGGUGCUGAGCAGAUACAGGGUGGAGGUGCUGUUCUGGGGGCUGCGGGACCUGAAGAGGGUGAACCUGGCGCAGGUGGACCGGCCGCGCGUGGACAUCGAGUGCGCGGGGCGGGGCGUGCAGUCCGCGCUCAUCCCCAACUACCGCCGCAACCCCAACUUCGCCACCCUCGUCAAGAGCUUCGAGGUGGAUCUCCCCGAGAACGAGCUGCUGCACCCCCCUCUGAACAUCCGCGUCGUGGAUUGCCGCGCCUUCGGCCGCUACGCCCUGGUGGGGUCCCACACCGUCAGCUCCCUGCGCCGCUUCCUCCUGCGGCCCCCGGACACGGCCGGACACCCCCGGGACAACGCCGGGGAGGUUGUGGUGAGCGUGGAGCCCGAGGUUCCCAUCCGGAAGAUGGAGACGGUGGUGAAGCUGGAAGCUAACUCGGACGCGGUGGUGAAGGUGGACGUGAGCGAGGAGGAGAAGAAGAAAAAGAAGAAGAAAGGAGGAGGAGGAGGAGGAGGAGGAGGGGAGGAGGUGGAGGAGGAGGAGCCCGACGAGAGCAUGCUGGACUGGUGGUCCAAGUACUUCGCGUCCAUCGAGACCAUGAAGGAGCAACUCCGGCAGCAGGAGGCGGCGGCGGCAGACGCAGAGGAGAAGGAGGAGAUGGAGAUUGGAGAGGGCUCCAAGGCUCAGGCCAAGCACAAGGACAAGCCCAAGGCACCCAAGGAGGACAAGAAGAAGAAGCAGCAGGCGGCCCCCGAGCUCCCUGAGAGGAAGAGCAAGCAGAAGGUUGAGGAGCUGAAGGUGUUCAACAAGGAGCUGGAGUCGGAGUUUGACGGCUUUGAGGACUGGCUGCACACCUUCAACCUGCUGCGGGGCAAGAUCGGCGACGACGAGGACACGGCCACGGAGGAGGAGCGGAUCGUGGGCAGGUUCAAGGGCUCCCUGUGCGUGUACAAAGUGCCGCUGCCCGAGGACGUGGCCAGGGAGGCCGGACACGACCCCGCGGCCGGGAUGUUCCAGGGCAUCCCCAGCAACGACCCCGUCACCGUCCUCGUCAGGGUCUACGUCGUCAGGGCCACCGACCUUCACCCGGCCGACAUCAACGGCAAAGCCGACCCCUACAUCGCCAUCAGGCUGGGCAAGACAGACAUCAGGGACAAGGAGAACUACAUCUCCAAGCAGCUCAACCCCGUCUUUGGCAAGUCCUUCGACAUCGAGGCCACCUUCCCCAUGGAGUCCAUGCUGACGGUGGCCGUGUACGACUGGGACCUGGUGGGCACCGACGACCUCAUCGGGGAGACCAAGAUCGACCUGGAGAACCGCUACUACAGCAAGCACCGCGCCACCUGCGGGCUGGCACACACCUACUCCACGCACGGCUACAACGCCUGGAGGGACCCCAUGAAGCCCUCCCAGAUCCUGUCCAAGCUGUGCAAGGAGGGCAAGGUGGACGGGCCGCACUUCGGGCCGGCGGGGAGGGUCAGAGUGGCCAACAGGGUCUUCACCGGCCCCGCGGAGAUCGAGGAUGAGAACGGCCAGAAGAAGGCGUCGGAGGAGCCGGUGGCACUGGUGGCCCUGCGGCACUGGCAGGACGUGCCCCGCGCCGGCUGCCGCCUCGUCCCCGAGCACGUCGAGACACGGCCCCUGCUCAACCCCGACAAACCCGGCAUCGAGCAGGGGCGCCUGGAGAUGUGGGUGGACAUGUUCCCCAUGGACAUGCCGGCGCCCGGCCCCGCCAUCGACAUCUCUCCCAGGAAACCCAAGAAGUACGAGCUGCGGGUGAUCGUGUGGAACACGGACGAGGUGAUCCUGGAGGACGACGACUACUUCACCGGCGAGAAGUCCAGCGACAUCUUCGUCAGGGGGUGGCUGAAGGGUCAGCAGGAGGACAAGCAGGACACCGAUGUCCACUACCACUCGCUCACCGGGGAGGGCAACUUCAACUGGAGGUACAUCUUCCCCUUCGACUACCUGAUGGCCGAGGAGAAGAUCGUCAUCUCCAAGAAGGAGUCCAUGUUCUCCUGGGACGAGACCGAGUACAAGAUCCCGGCCCGGCUCACCCUGCAGGUCUGGGACGCCGAUCACUUCUCGGCCGACGAUUUCCUGGGGGCCAUCGAGCUGGACCUGAACCGCUUCCCCCGGGGGGCCAAGACGUCCAAGCAGUGCAGCCUGGAGAUGGUGACCAAGGAGGCCGAGCUGCCCAUGAUCUCCAUCUUCAAGCAGAAGAGGGUGAAGGGCUGGUGGCCCUUCGUGGCCAGGGACGAGAAUGACGAGCUGGAGGUCACGCCGGCCGGACACGUCCUUCAUCUGGUUCCUGAACCCGCUCAAGUCCAUCAAGUACCUCAUCUGCACCCGCUACAAGUGGCUCAUCAUCAAGAUCGUGCUGGCCCUGCUGCUGCUCGUCAUGGUCGCCCUGUUCCUCUACAGCAUGCCGGGCUACAUGGUCAAGAAGCUGCUGGGAGCCUGAGGGACCGGAGCCUCUCCCACCUCCCAGCCCUGCCGGGCUCCACGGCCUUCUCCUCCCCACAGCCCUGGGCAGCUCGGGGGGCAUCAUCUCCUCCCCACAGCCCUGGGCAGCUCAGGGGGCAUCAUCUCCUCCCCACAGCCCUGGGCAGCUCGGGGGGCAUCAUCUCCUCCCUGCUGCUGCUGCUGCUGCUGCUGGGCCCUCUCCUUCAGUCCUCCUCUGGUGCCCUUCAGGCUCCACUCCCAGGGGUGUGGGGCUGGGAUCAAUCCCGAGGCUGUGCAGCCCUGGCUGGGGCUGGGAUCAAUCCCGAGGCUGUGCAGCCCUGGCUGGGGCUGGGAUCAAUCCCGAGGCUGUGCAGCCCUGGCUAGGGCUGGGAUCAAUCCCGAGGCUGUGCAGCCCUGGCUGGGAUCAAUCCCGAGGCUGUGCAGCCCUGGCUGGGAUCAAUCCCGAGGCUGUGCAGCCCUGCCUGGGGCUGGGAUCAAUCCCG